Molecule: messenger RNA, 1095 nt
Organism: Leptosomus discolor (cuckoo roller)
Lineage: Eukaryota; Metazoa; Chordata; Aves; Leptosomiformes; Leptosomidae
Source: RefSeq, a predicted model, not a curated record
AUCCUAUUUAAAAUUCUGAGAGGACAUAGUGAUACUGUGAGCUUGUGCCAUUUUUGCUUUGAAGACACAAAAGCCUCAUGCUCUUAUGAUAGAACAGUGAAGCUGAGGUAUGAUGUUGAGAAAGGUUUUCCUAUUCAAGUUUUUGAAGAAGAACACACCACCCCCAUUUCUGAGUGCAACUUGACUCCUGAUGACAGAAAAGAGGUAACAUCGUCAUAUGAUAACACUGUCAAGGCUUGGGGUAUGGAAAGAGGAAAAAUUCUUUGGACAAUAGAACAUGAAGGCACUGUAACUUCAUGUAGUAUUUCUUGUGAUGGUAGAUACGUGGUAUCUGGUUCAGACAAAGAAAAUGCCCUGUAUGGGUUUAAUGCAAUAGGUGCAACGGUAGUGGCACAUAUCCAAGGUCGUCACAAAAGUACAAUGGCAAGAUGUUGUUUUGACCCUGAUAAAGUGACUUCAGUAUCAUAUGAUAAGACCAUAGAGCUGUGGGAUAUGAUAACACAAUCCAAAUCGAUUACAAUUAAUGAGGGACACAGCAACGCUAUCUAUUGUUGCUGUACCUCCGAUGGUCGUUACUUGUGCACAGCAUCCUGGGACAGAAGCUUAAAACUAUGGGAUAUAAAUACAGGAGAAUUUUGGUGUCAUGAACCCGUUUCCUUGAACCAAGGACAUGAGGGUUCUGUUAGUUCCUACCUUUUUAGCCAAGAUGCAUCACUUGUGUCUGGUGGAUAUGACAAAACUAUAGCUAUAUGGGAUACAGAUGCAGGCUAUAACAAGCUGAGCUUAAAGGGUCAUUGGGACUGGGUGACAGAUGUUGAGAAUAGCAAAAACAAGAAAUGGAUUCUUUCAGCCUCAAAGGAUUCUACUUUGAGAUUGUGGAAUAUUGAAAAGAUGGAUCAUAUUCCUUUCGUGAUAGCGGAAUAGCAAGAAGCUGAAAAAUUGCUCAGGUUCUACCAGUGUGAAGAAUGUGAAAAACCUUUCUUAUGCCUGCAACAUAGUGACUCUGAAACAAUAUCCAUGUGUGUAUUCUGUCGUCUGUCUCAUUCAGUGAGAAAAAUUUUGCCAUUGCCACCUCCCACUACUUCUGAUCUUUAA